Macrosiphum euphorbiae (potato aphid) is the source of this 726-nucleotide messenger RNA. NCBI's taxonomy places the organism in Eukaryota, Metazoa, Arthropoda, Insecta, Hemiptera, Aphididae. The record is from the annotation of a GenBank genome assembly.
AUGGAUAAUAUGAAGAUUGAGAAAUUGACUUUUAAUGUUACAUCCGAAAUGUUUUUGUCUAGUAUAAAACAAUUUGCUAGCAUUAAAACGGGUAUGUUCCAGGAGGACUUUUACUUGUUACUUAAUGGUAAAAUUUUAAAUGAAAAUACUGUUCAAAAUGGUAUUGUACACAUUGUCCCUCGGAUAAUUGGAGGCAAGGGAGGAUUUGGUUCAAUGCUACGAGCAAUUGGUGCACAAAUUGAAAAAACAACAAAUCGUGAAGCUUGUCGUGAUUUAAGCGGUCGUCGAUUACGUGAUAUCAAUGAAGAAAAGCGAGUGAAAGAUUUUUUAGCAAAAGGAGGCCCUAGCACAGAAGAUCCCGAAGAGAGAAAAAAACGCAAAUUACAACGUCUAUGUCAAGCACCCAAAACAGAAUUUAAAGAUGAACACUAUGAAAAGCAUAUGUCCGAAAUGACAGAAUCCGUUUCAGAUGCAAUAGAGUGCGGUUUCAAAGCAGGUACAUCAGAAAUUCCAAUUAAGAAAAAAGUUAAGUCCAAGGGAUAUUAUGAUUCUGAUUUGGAUACAGAUAGUAGCAAUGAUGAAUUAGAUGAUGAAAUAGUAUCUACUGAGUCAAUCAAAAAGGAACAAUCAGACGAAGAACUAAAAGAAACAGAAAUUGUUAAUAAACGUAAAUGUUUAGAUUUAGAAGAUACUGAUACUAUUACAAACAAAAAAAUUAAAGUUUAA